UGAGCGGUUAGUAAUUAGUAAGAAAAUCAAGCCGCGCAUUCCGGAGCCGUCCGUCAUUUCUCGCCGGGAGCCAGCUGAGCGAUGGCCGACGGAGGAGGUUGUAGUGGAACUUCACAGCACAGCGGCUGGGUUCAUCGUGUUUUCUUCAGAGUGAUGCUUCCCAGUGUCGUUCGUGAAAAGAAGCUGAAGCUGCCAGCGAAAUUCGUGCGUGGGUACGGCGAUGAACUAUCGUCAAUGGCUAGGCUUUCGUUACCAAACGGCUUCAUAUGGAAGGUGGGCUUGGCGAAAACAGCAGCCGACGAGAUUUGGUUUAGUGAUGGCUGGGACUCAUUUGCAAGCUGCAAUUCAAUCAACUCGGGUUAUCUCAUGGUGUUCAAGUACGUGGGAUCGUCUGCAUUCGAGGUCGAGAUUUUCGACCAGAGCACUUGCUCAAUCCGCUAUGAUUCUGGUGGACAUUGUGUCAAUGCCCCACGUAGCAAGAGGCAGAAACGGGUGAAACACUGUGACUGUGUGCCUGCCAACAAGGCUGGAGUUGAUGAUGGUGAUGGUGGUAGUGAAGACCAGUAUGAUCUUGAGAAUUCGAAGCCUUUUCCUGGUAAAGGUGAGGAUGGUGGUGAUAGCGGUCACAUUGCUACCAGUCAAACUCCAAUUGCGAGGAGGAAAAACGGACCGAAAAGGAGGAGAACUCAGGUGAUUGAAAUUACUUCGAGUCCGGAUUCUCAAGUUGCAAGUGAGACUCUCGAAACUGGUGAUCCGGAGAAGCUGCGGAGCUGUUUAGCAGCAAAGGGUAUUCAUACAAGUAAAAAGUUGCCCCUUCUAUCACCCAGCUUGUACAAAAGCUGCAAGAAUGGGAUACAAGAAGCUAUGAAAUUGAAGCUAAAACGUCCUAGUUUCCUUGCUGUGGUGCAUUCAGUCGGCGUCAACAGAGCUGCCAGACCAUUCGUGAGCGACUGAGCGUUAUUAUCUGGCCAUAGUCCUAAACACAUAUUAAUUCAUUACAUUAAACUUUUGAUGUUUUAUUCACUUGUUUGUGUCAACUAUUUUGUGAUCCACGGUGGCAGACAAUACCAGCUUCGUUCAUGACAGACCAUAUUCGUGGAGAAUGUAAAAGCAUUACGCUCGAGGUGUUCAAAGGGAGAGGAGGGGUUAACAAGUGGAAGCUUGGGACAACAUUGAGAGCAUGUUCAGGGGCAGGGUUGCUUAUGGCAGUGGGAUGGACAGACUUUGCCAGUGAUAACAAUUUGGGGAUAGGGGAUGUUUGCCUCUUUCAGCUGACAAGUCCUGAGGAUCGUGUGAUGAGAGUCUCGAUAUUUAGGGCUUUACCUGGAGUAGAAGAAGGGGAAGAGAUGAUAUCAUUAGCACCAGUAUGAGAUGUUCCAUUAGCAUGUUGUUGAAGAGGGUUUAGGGUAGAGCCUAUAUUAGGAGAAGUACAGAGGGUACUCUUUGCUUCUUCUUUUUUCCCCCCUUACUUUUUACUGGAUGAUCAACCAUUUUGUAGCCAGGCACACAAGAAAGCAAUGAUUUUUUUGUUGAAAAUGAAUUCCCAUUUUAUGGCCUAAGUGAUAUAGGCUUGAUGAGGUUGCCUGCUACCAACUGACGGAGCAUCUGUGAUGGAAGGUCUGGUAAUGGGUCGAACUUUUGGUGUGCUCCUCUGUUCACUGGGG
Messenger RNA from Linum tenue, 1664 nucleotides. The record is from the annotation of a GenBank genome assembly. NCBI's taxonomy places the organism in Eukaryota, Viridiplantae, Streptophyta, Magnoliopsida, Malpighiales, Linaceae.